Plasmodium yoelii is the source of this 873-nucleotide messenger RNA. Its product is annotated as PIR protein. Bases 1 to 873 code for a protein of 290 amino acids. The record is from RefSeq and is a predicted model, not a curated record. NCBI's taxonomy places the organism in Eukaryota, Apicomplexa, Aconoidasida, Haemosporida, Plasmodiidae. The transcript is spliced from 3 exons.
AUGAAUAAGCAAGUGUGUAAAAAGUUCCAGGAUAUAACUGAGAAUUUAGAAUAUGAUUCGAUUAAUAAAAAAUUAAAAUUUAAAGAUGAUGAUAUAUUCAAAGAGUACUGUACUGGUGAAAAAUCUGAUGACAAUAGAGAUAUAAAAUGUGAUGAGGAUACCGAUAAAAUUAAUGUUGCAUGUUUAUUUUUGUUUGAUAAACUUUUUGGGAGUUAUGAAUCGUUUAAUUCUGUUGCCAAAAAAAACACCAAUAUUGUUGAUUACAUUUUGAUAUGGUUAAGGUAUAUGUUAAACUUUAACAAAAUUCAAGAAAACGACACUAUAAAGCAUUUUUAUGAAAUAUAUAUAAAUAGUGGUAAGAAGUAUAAUCAGAAAAUAAAUGAGGUUACUGUUUAUCAGAGUUAUAAGGAUCUUAUAGAUAAAAAACAAAAUUUGAUGAGUAUUGGUAUUAUAGAUAUUUCUAAAUUUUUUCAUGCAUUUGUAUUAUUAUGUGAUAUGUAUAUUGAGGUUAAUGAAGAAAGCUCAAAUUGCAAUAUAAUUUCGAACCUAGCUAAAGAUUUUGCUAUAAAAUAUGAUGAACUUAAUGAAGAUUAUAAUAAUGGUAAAGACGGCCCCUAUAAUCAAUUAUUAUCUACAUUAUCAAAUGAUUAUUGUAAUUUAAAAAAUAAAUGUAAUCAAUUUCCAACUCUUCCAACAUAUUCACGAAGAUUCGUAAUAAAAAGGACACUAAUUCCAAUUGCAUUUAUGAUUGUUGCAUUAUCAAUUUUCUUGGGAAUUGAAUAUAAGUAUUCGUCAAUUGGAUUUCGGAAACGAUCUCAAAAACAAUGUUUAAGAGAAAAAAUAAAAAAUAUAAUGAAGAAAAUGAUUCAUUAA